Messenger RNA from Meyerozyma guilliermondii ATCC 6260, 717 nucleotides. RefSeq names its product CAP domain-containing protein. Gene Ontology annotation, cellular component: extracellular region. The transcript has a single exon. The coding region runs from base 1 to 717 and encodes 238 amino acids. Lineage: Eukaryota; Fungi; Ascomycota; Pichiomycetes; Serinales; Debaryomycetaceae. The record is from RefSeq and is a predicted model, not a curated record.
AUGAAGUUAUCAUUUUCCGCCGCCUUGGCUCUCGCCUCCGUGGUGACUGCAAAGACCGUCUACGUUACUGAAUAUCACAUUACCACCGUUAACGGCGCUGUUGGUACUACCCAGGUCGGUUUACAGACUGAAGGUGAACAGACUCCAACCACCCAACAAACCCCAACCACUCUCGUAACUAAAACUUCGUCUACUUCGUCUAAGCCUGCUACGACCUCGACUGAUGAACCAGCAGCAUCUUCGUCGUCUUCUAGUGAUGACCCCAUCUACGCCGACAUCGCCAAGUCUUCUGGUCUCGAUGCCACCUUUGCCAAGAACAUCUUGGAUGCCCAUAACGAAAAAAGAGCACUUCACCUGGCCGGAAAGUUGAGCUGGGACAAAGAUGUCUAUGAAUACGCCCAGGCUUACGCCGACAAGUACGACUGUUCUGGUCAAUUGACCCAUUCUGGUGGUGAGUAUGGUGAGAAUCUCGCGGUUGGCUACAGUGAUGGUGUGUCUGCUCUCGACGCUUGGUACGCUGAGGGUGACAAUUUCGACUACAACUCGGGCUCAACUUACGACCACUUUACACAAGUGGUAUGGAAGGACACCACCAAAUUGGGAUGUGCUAUCAAGGACUGUUCUGCCAAGAACUGGGGUCACUACAUCAUUUGCUCGUACGACCCAUCUGGCAACAUGGUUGGCGAAACUAAGGCCAAUGUGCUUCCUCCUCAGUAA